AUGGCUCCUGGCAUUACUGAAAAUAUCUGUCCAGAAAACGCGUCAAUCGUAGACACAAUGUCUAUUACAGCAAAGACAAAGGGAGCUACAGCCAUCAAGGAGAAGUUUGCAGCUUUCCGCAAUCUAGUGCCUCUGACUUCUCAACCUGACGUCGUUUUCCUGAAUGCCUCCUACGCUCCCCCUUCCAACCUCAUUGUCCACGAGGCAUUGACUACGUACUCGUACGAAGCGCUGCGUUGUCCUCACCCCAAGCCCCACUGGCAAGCGGCCGCUGAAGAACUGCGAGGUCUUGUGGCCAAAUAUGUCAACACGGAACCUACCAACAUUGCCUUUACACGCGACACGACCGAGGGUCUCAGCGAUUUCAUCCGAUCCGUGCCUUUGAGUGCUGGCGACAAUGUCGUUGUUCUCGACACGGAGCAUCCCAACCACGUGUAUGGAUGGAUGGCACUGCGCCGCCUCGGCGUCGAAGUCCGCCAGGUACCUACCAUGGCGGAAGCAGAGAGAACGGGUCAGGUGGUGGCCGCGACCGCUGAUACAUUUGCCCCCUGGGUGGACGGCAGAACCAAGGCCAUCGGUCUGAGCUCCAUCAUGUUCCACAGCGGCCAGAGAAACGAUGUUGCGGGAAUUUGUGCCGCCUUUCGUCCCCGAGGCAUCCACGUGCUGUUGGAUGCGACGCAGCAGGUCGGGUUUGCAGCUCUUGACGUGCAGAGUCUGGGCGUUUCGGCCGCGGCUUUUAGUCUGCACAAAGGUCUCAACUGCCCUACGGGCCUGGCUUGUUUAUAUGUUGACCCUGCCGUGAUGGCGGAAUUUGACCCGGUGCCUCCCACUGUCGGAUACGGCGCUGUCGAGAAUACCCGGGCAGACCUGUUGGUUCCGGCGGAUGCCCUGGUGUACCACCCUACUGCUAGCAGAUUCGAUCAUUUGAACAUUAGUCUAUCUGCAGCAGUGGCCGGUAGAGCCUAUCUCAAAUUUUAUCUUGAAUCGUUGGGGCCCAGCGAUGUUGAGGAUUACUUGUAUGGACUUGGUGAUGAUCUCCGGAAAGAUUGCGCCGAGCUCGGUAUCGACAUUGUUGGUCCCGCAGACCGCAAGGGGCAUGCGCCGCACUUGUAUAUCCUCAAGCUUUUGGAUCCAGCAUGGGUAGAGUUGCUGAGAGAUCGGGGCAUCUAUGUGACGCAGUACCGUCUGGGCAUACGGGUUUCUCUGGGAUUCUACAACAAUGUCAGUGAUAUUGAAAGCCUAACAAGAGUUCUCCGGGAAGGCAUUUCAAAGGGUCUUCCUACCAUGUAA
This is a messenger RNA of Pestalotiopsis fici W106-1, 1290 nucleotides long. RefSeq lists its product as uncharacterized. The record is from RefSeq and is a predicted model, not a curated record. NCBI's taxonomy places the organism in Eukaryota, Fungi, Ascomycota, Sordariomycetes, Amphisphaeriales, Sporocadaceae. The coding region runs from base 1 to 1290 and encodes 429 amino acids. The transcript has a single exon.